Messenger RNA from Protopterus annectens (West African lungfish), 1423 nucleotides. It is a transcript of the gene PHF10, whose product is annotated as PHD finger protein 10. NCBI's taxonomy places the organism in Eukaryota, Metazoa, Chordata, Ceratodontiformes, Protopteridae. The coding region runs from base 308 to 1423 and encodes 371 amino acids. The record is from RefSeq and is a predicted model, not a curated record. The transcript is spliced from 9 exons.
UGAACCCUGCUUUGGUAUUGCGGUAGUUGGUUCGCACUACCACACGAAGCAAACACGUGCAAAAAAUGGAGCCAACUUCAGAAAAUGUAACCCUGUCACUACAAAACUAGGGAAUGUCAAGUCAAUCCACCACUACAAUAAUGUAAUAUCCAAAAUAUAAUGAUCACUACAUACACGACUGGAAUCCGCUAAAAAGCUUACUGUUCACCCGGAAGUCCAUUCUAAGUCCCACAAUACCCCACGCUAAUACAUACUGUCGCUAUUGAGAAGAGAGUUGAUUAGAAAAAAUCUUGAAUAUUUCAUAAACAUGGCUUCAGUAUUAGUUUCCAGAGUUUGCGACAGUAACCCUGCUACCCCGGGAACCCAGUCAUUAAAGGAUGAUAUGGAGGAGAGUUCUAAUGAUGGAAGCCAGACGCUCAAGAGAAGACGGAUGGGUUCAGGAGAUAGUUCAAGGAGCUGUGAUACCAGCAGUCAAGACUUUGGCUCUCACUACUUCCCAGCAGAAAAUCUCAUAGAAUAUAAAUGGCCACCAGAUGAGACUGGCGAGUAUUACAUGCUUCAGGAGCAAGUCAGUGAAUACCUUGGAGUAACUUCAUUUAAACGCAAGUAUCCAGACUUGGAACGACGUGACUUGUCUCAUAAGGAAAAGUUGUACCUCAGGGAAAUGAAUGUUAUUACAGAGACGCAGUGCACUUUAGGUUUAACAGCUUUGAGGAGUGAUGAAGUAAUUGAUCUAAUGAUUAAAGAGUAUCCAAACAAACAUGCUGAAUAUUCUGUUAUACUACAAGAAAGGGAACGACAGAGGAUCACAGAUCGAUAUAAGGAAUACUCUCAAAUGCAGCAGCAAAACACACAGAAGGUAGAACCUGGUAAAGUUCCUGAAUACAUCAAGAAAGCUGCCAAGAGAGCUGCAGAAUUCAACAGCAAUUUGAACAGAGAGCGAAUGGAAGAGAGAAGAGCAUAUUUUGACUUGCAGACACAUGUUGUCCAGGUGCCACAGGGCAAGUAUAAAAUUCUUCCUCCUGAAUUAACGAAAGCGGGCCCCUAUCCAGUGGCAUUGAUUCCAGGCCAGUUCCAGGAAUAUUACAAAAGGUAUUCCCCUACGGAGCUUCGCUAUUUACCAUUAAAUACUGCUCUCUACGAACCUCCUCUUGAUCCUGAGCUUCCUGCUCUUGACAGUGAUGGUGACUCUGAUGAUGCAGAAGAAGGAAGGGUUGAAGAAAAGAAGAAAAUAAAAGGUUCUUCAGGUAGCUCUUCUGGCAAUACAUCAGAUGGAGACAGUCUCACUGACUGUCUAGAAGACUCGAAUCAGGGAAAGCAGAAGUCAAAGGAGAAAACAACUACACCAGGAAAAGAAGGUUCCAAACGCUCUGGAACACCCAAGUCGGUUCCUGGGUACAAGGUAGAAGAAAAAAGCCCCUGA